CCGGCUCCCCCCUCCUCCCCCUCAUCCAUUGUUGGGCAAUAAUCUGCGACAUCGAAACAAUCUUGACCGAAACUUUCCAGGCAACUAGCAGCUGAAGACCCCUCUCUCAGCCAGCUCUCGUAUCUACUUGUUCUUUCCUCAGAGGAGGAGCGCAGCGUGCGGUCAGGAGCAGGAGGAAAAGUUUUGAAGCGAGGAACUCCGUCAUUCCCAUUCCUCCAUUUUGAACUUUUUAAACUUAGUUUCUCCCGUGGAUUGUUCUCAAUUCCAGACACCAUGACAAACAUCAACACAGCUAACAUCAACUUUAAAUGGGACCCAAAGAGUCUGGAGAUCCGUACUCUGGCAGUGGAGAGGCUGCUGGAGCCCCUGGUCACGCAGGUCACCACUUUGGUAAACUCCAGCAACAAAGGUCCAUCCAACAAGAAGAAAGGACGCUCCAAGAAGGCCCAUGUUCUGGCGGCGUCUGUGGAGAAUGCCACCGAGAACUUCCUGGAUAAAGGAGAAAAGAUUGCAAAGGAAAGUCAGUUCCUUAAGGAUGAGCUUACUGCUGCCGUGGAAGACGUCCGCAAGCAAGGUGACUCGAUGCGGCAGGCUUCUGGAGAAUUUGCAGAAGACCCUUGCUCAUCUGUGAAGAGGGGCAAUAUGGUCCGUGCUGCCAGAGCCCUGCUGUCGGCUGUCACACAUCUGCUGGUGCUGGCAGACAUGUCUGAUGUCUACAAACUUCUACUGCAGCUUAAACUGGUGGAGGAAAAUCUUGUGAAAGUGCGUAAUGCAGGAACGGAGCAGGACCUUGGGAUCCAAUACAAGGCCUUGAAACCAGAUGUGGAUAAGCUGAACAUGAUGGCUGCCAAGAGACAGCAGGAGCUAAAGGACGUCCACCACAAGGACCAAAUGGCUGCUGCUCGCGGGGUGCUUCAGAGGAACAUCCCCAUGCUGUACACUGCGUCCCGUGCCUGCCUCCAGCACCCUGACGUGGCGGCCUACAAGGCCAACCGUGACCUGAUCUACAAGCAGCUGCAGCACGCCGUCUCCGGCAUCUCCAACGCCGCUCAGGCCACUGCCUCUGAGGACUCAGCACUCAAUCAGCCAGCAGGUGGUGGAGAGCUUGCCUACGCCCUCAACAAUUUUGAUAAACAAAUCAUCGUGGACCCCCUGGCGUUUAGCGAGGAGCGCUUCCGUCCCUCCCUGGAGGAGCGCCUUGAGAGCAUUAUCAGUGGUGCUGCCCUCAUGGCCGACUCUUCUUGCACACGUGAUGACCGCAGGGAGCGCAUCGUGGCCGAAUGCAAUUCUGUGCGCCAGGCUCUUCAGGACCUUCUCUCUGAGUAUAUGGGCAAUGCUGGACGGAAGGACAGGAGUGAUGCUCUGAACACAGCCAUCGACAGGAUGACUAAGAAGACCAGAGACCUUCGCAGACAGCUGCGUAAAGCUGUAAUGGACCAUGUGUCUGACUCUUUCCUGGAGACCAAUGUCCCCCUCCUGGUCCUGAUUGAAGCUGCCAAGAAUGGCAACGAGAAGGAAGUCAAGGAAUAUGCACAGGUGUUCCGUGAGCACGCCAACAAGCUGAUCGAGGUGGCCAACCUGGCAUGCUCCAUCUCCAACAAUGAAGAGGGAGUGAAGCUGGUCCGCAUGGCAGCGUCUCAACUGGAAGCUCUUUGCCCCCAGGUGAUUAAUGCAGCGUUAGCCCUUGCUGCCAAGCCCAACAGUAAGGUGGCCCAGGACAAUAUGGAUCUGUUCAAGGAGCAGUGGGAGAAGCAGGUCCGCAUCCUCACCGACGCCGUUGAUGACAUAACAUCCAUUGAUGACUUCCUUUGCGUGUCUGAGAACCACAUCCUGGAGGACGUGAAUAAGUGUGUCAUCGCUCUGCAGGAGAAGGAUGUCGACGGUUUGGAUCGCACUGCUGGGGCAAUCAGAGGCCGCGCUGCCAGAGUCGUCCAUGUGGUCACUUCUGAAAUGGACAAUUAUGAACCUGGAAUCUACACAGAGAAGGUCUUGGAGGCCACCAAGCUCCUCACUGACACAGUCAUGCCACGGUUCACAGAGCAAGUCGAGUCCGUGGUGGAGGCCUUGAGUGCAAACCCCUCACUACCUGUGGAUGAGAAUGAGUUCAUUGAUGCAUCCCGUCUGGUAUAUGAUGGUAUCCGCGACAUUCGCAAGGCUGUCCUCAUGAUCAGAACUCCAGAGGAGUUGGACGACUCUGACUUUGAGACUGAAGACAUUGAUGUUCGCAGCAGGACCAGCACGCAGACAGAGGAUGACCAGCUUAUUGCCGGCCAGAGUGCACGGGCUAUCAUGGCCCAGUUGCCCCAGGAGCAGAAGGCGAAGAUUGCCGAACAGGUGGCUAGCUUCCAGGAAGAGAAGAGCAAGCUGGAUGCCGAGGUAUCCAAGUGGGAUGACAGCGGCAAUGACAUCAUUGUGUUGGCUAAGCAGAUGUGCAUGAUCAUGAUGGAGAUGACGGACUUCACCAGGGGGAAAGGACCUCUGAAGAAUACAUCUGAUGUCAUCAGCGCCGCCAAGAAAAUUGCAGAGGCUGGAUCACGAAUGGACAAGCUGGGCCGCACCAUCGCUGACAAUUGUCCCGACUCCACCUGUAAGCAGGACCUGCUGGCCUACCUGCAGCGUAUCGCCCUGUAUUGCCACCAGCUCAACAUCUGCAGCAAAGUCAAGGCCGAGGUGCAGAACCUGGGAGGAGAGCUGGUUGUCUCCGGGCUGGACAGCGCCAUGUCCCUUAUUCAGGCCGCAAAGAACCUGAUGAACACGGUGGUGUCCACUGUCAAGGCCUCCUACGUUGCAUCCACCAAGUACCAGAAGAACAAAAACAUGGAGGCCCUGAAUAUGCCAGCCAUCUCCUGGAGGAUGAAAGCGCCCGAGAAGAAGCCUUUGGUGAAGAGAGAGAAGCAGGACGACGGCCAAACCAACAAGGUCAAGAGGUCCUCUCAGAAGAAGCACAUCAACCCGGUGCAGGCUCUGAGCGAGUUCAAGGCCAUGGAUAGCAUCUAGACCACCCCGCUGUUGAGUCCCAGAGAUCACAAAAUAUUGACCAAUGAGUUUAUAUAUAGAUAAAGCUUGUCAUUCUAAUUAAAGGAAAAGGGUUUUAUCGUAUUUGUUCCACCUUUUGCAUAGACAACUUGUCUGUACGACCUAUUAUUAUAUUCCUACACUGCCUCAUGUCUAUUCCAUAUAUUCAGAUUUGCUCUAGUGUGUAGCAUUAACUGUCUCUUCUCUGGAAAAUGCAGUUAGAGGGAAAUCAACUGGACGAAUGCAUUUUUUUUUUUUAUUAUUAUUUUUUAUUAUAUAUUUCCCAUUUUUUUCCUUUCAUGUUUAUUGGAGGAAGGGGAGCAGAUUUGAUAGAUUAUAUAAGAACUAAUUCCAAGAGGCUUUUGAUUUAUUUUGUAUUCUAACCAGUUUUAUAGUAAUACUAUGGGGUCGCUGGUGUUUUCCACUACAAUGUUUGAUUAUGUCGAAAUAACCUUCUGUACUGCAAAUAUCAACUAUGCAAAAUCUGUCUGCCUUUUGUUGACUUGAGCAAUAACUGUAGUUCAUUUGGAUGUGCUGGGCUAACUGGUAAGAUUUUAAACAUGUUGUGGUGACUUAAGGAACCAAACUCAAUAUAUACAAGUGUGCCUGCCUUUUUCUAACUUUAUACAUACCUUUGUUACGCCACUAUUAACAGUUCAAAUCCGUUUUAACUGACCUAAACACUAUUUUCAGUGCUGAAUGACUAAUGAUUCGAACCGAUUUAGUUCUGGGCUGAUUCUUUAUAAUUUAAGCUCUGAAGUUUAAUUUUCAGCAUUUUUUUCAUGUUAAUGUAAUGCAGCAAACCAAGGUGACGGAGUGUUGCUGUGUUACUGUUGUGCUGCAUAAAACUGCGACGCACACAGAUCCAUUCGUUUCAGUCAAACUUUGUAAAUACGCCCGGACUCCUCUGAGUCUGGGAGGACCCAGUGGGCUCGACAACGAGCAGACCAGCUUCAUUACCUGUCAAUGAGACCAAACGCCUCCACAAUCUCAGAAUGUUUCCAAAUUGAGGGAUCAAUAUGUUGUUGUUUUUUUCUCUCCGCAACUUUAGAGGUAGGCGAGGAAAGGAGAUUUCUUUGACUGAAAACUCUGCUUAUUGUUUUUAUUUCUUGUCAUUAAGCUUGAAAACUAAUCGAAAUGUUACGUCGGGCACAAACUUUAUAGAGAAAUCAAACAAGUUGUCAGGAGUUGGAGCUUUAAAAUUAAACAGGAGACAGCUUUUUUUGUUUUUGUUUGUUUAACUUCAGGUAACAAGUGUGAGGUGUUUCCAGUCAUACCUAGUGUUCUGCUGCAUAGUGGUGCGUCGGUAUACAGCGAGGCUCUGAAACCCUGCUGCUUUGUUCUUGGGGCUGAACCUUUGUUUUUGCUCGUUUGGCUCCUGUGAACUAUCGCAGGAUGGGCGAGUAUGAUUAUCUGACAGGUGGAUUCUUUUUCUGUACUGUAGAGCCGAGCUUCUCAGCAGUUUGUCUUUUGCUGUAACCGAGUUUGGAUUUUAAUCCCGAGUGAUCUCAAAUUACUUUGCCGUGGAUUUGUUUGUUAUUGAGAGCUGACUUAUUGGUGCACACGUUUCUUAUAUUCAUGUGCCUGCUUUAUAUCUUAAUAAACAUUUAAAAUGAAA
Messenger RNA from Anoplopoma fimbria (sablefish), 4633 nucleotides. It is a transcript of the gene ctnna1, whose product is annotated as catenin (cadherin-associated protein), alpha 1. The record is from RefSeq and is a predicted model, not a curated record. The coding region runs from base 274 to 2997 and encodes 907 amino acids. The transcript is spliced from 18 exons. Gene Ontology annotation, cellular component: adherens junction; actin cytoskeleton; catenin complex. Gene Ontology annotation, biological process: cell migration; cell-cell adhesion. Lineage: Eukaryota; Metazoa; Chordata; Actinopteri; Perciformes; Anoplopomatidae. Gene Ontology annotation, molecular function: actin filament binding; structural molecule activity; beta-catenin binding.